AUGCAGGGAGAAACUUCCAGCUCGUGCGGAGCUGACGAGAGUUCUGAGGAGGAAGAGGUUGCAGAGGCUCCACCUCCCAGAUCUCGCAGGCGCAGCGCCCGGUUGCGCAACACCGAGAAGGUGGCAAGGCCUGCCAGAGGAGCGAGGAGGAAGGCAAAGCCCCCACGGCCGUCAUCACCAGAGGAAACAAGUUCUGAAGAGGAUGAGGCUCCACAUCAGGGGCAGCUACCCCAGCGCAGAGCUCCGCCCAGCAUGUCCGUGAGGCGACCUGGCCGGCGCCGGUCAAAGCUGAUCGAGGGUGGCGGGGAAUUGUCCAGCGAUGACUAUGAUGAUGAAGACAUCAACGAAUUCAUCGCACGGAGUGAUGAUGAAGAGCCAGCAGAGUCAGAGAGGGAAACCUCAGCAGACGAGGAAGAGCAGCCCUCAGCAAAUGAGGAAGAGGAGCCUGAAAAGCACAUGGCCAGCAGAUCACGGGGCGCAGGGCAGAAUCGGAGGGCUGCUGCGGCCAGGACUUUAGGAGCAGCAGCAAAGGCGAAGCAGACAGAGAAGGCCCGACAAGUGGCGAAGCAGCGGCGUUUGUCGAGAGCCGGCUCUGGCGCAGGAUCCACGCCUCAGGGCCCGCCAGAGCCUCAGGGCCUGGAGGACUCCAGCAGUGGGGAUGACAAGUCCCUGUCGGCCAGAUCUGCCCGCCUCAAGGGGAAGCAGCCGGCCGCGCCAGAGCCGCCGGAUGCAAAUGAGCCGGGGCCCAGCGCAGAGCAUGCCAGGUGGCGGCCAACUCAGCAGCCAAUUCAGCAGCCGGCACGCCAUGCGGCGCUGGCCGCAGCACUGGCGGACGACAGCGAAGAAGAGCAUGAGGAGGUGGAAGUGGACCUGCAGUCCCUAAGCCGGGGGAGUAAGAGGCGGCGGCUGCGCAAGGCAAGUGGGGCGGAUGUCACGCCGGUGCUGGGGGCGGCCGAGGCGGCCAACCGGCCCGCCGUUCGCACACGCACGCGGACGCUGCUUAGCAAGCCCAGCAUUCUGGAGCAGCUGAAGCAGCACCAGGCUGCGCACUCCAAAGGCAGGGGUGAUGGGAAGCGGGGCCAGGAGAAAUCGGAUGAGCUCAUAGAUGGAGAUGAUGGGCUGCAGGAUUAUACUUUGUCAGAUGAUGACAGCGGUGGAGGCAAGGGCGGAGACUUUGUCAUCUCAGAUGAUGACGAGGAAGGGGGGCCCAGCGCCAGUCCAGCAGGUGAGAGCGAGUCAGAAGAAAGCCUCCAGGACUUCAUCGAGAAGGAUACUGCCGAAGAGGCUGGCACCGGACCAAGGUCUGCUGUGAAGAGUCCCUUGGAGGGCCUGGGGCUGCCAUACCAGCGCCCAGAGCUGAAGGCAUCUUUCAACCUCUACCUGGACUACCUGCUGUACAGCCUGGCCGACCCAGAGUUUGAGGCAAAGCUGGAAGCCGACCGGCACCAGCGGCAGCAAUACCUGCAGGCUGUGAAGCGGAUCGAGGAGGAGGAGCUCGCCACAUGGAGGGAGCACUACGCGAAGAGCGAUGCAUGGAAGCGGGCGGUGCCGGGCUUUGUGCCGGCGUUGGAGCAUCUGCCGGGGCUGUCUGUGGCGGAGGGGCACUACGAGCCUUCCCUUAACGCGCACUACGGCGAAGAUGACGAAGACGGUGUGCGCGAGUGCGCUGCUUGCGAGCGGCUGCACAGCCGGGCCACCGUGGAGCUGUUUUUCAAGGGCCGCCCCUACUGGCCAGACUACAAGUACGGGACCAAGUCUCUGGCGGACAUGGCGAUCCGCGCUGACGACUAUGACUCGGAUUUGGAAGGGGAGGAAGAAGAGCUGAAGGAGCGGAGCUAUGUGGUGGGGCAGCACUGUGCGGUGCGUGUGCAGCUGUACCAUGCGCUGUGGCACUACAGGCGGCGCAUGCGCGGGAAGCUCAAGAAGCAGCUUAAGAAGUCCCGGCAGUACCUCGAGAACGUCAGGAAGCCGAGUUCCUGGAUCGACGCGGCGGUGAAUGUGACGGAGCAUUCGCGACUGUACAGUGCGCUGUUCUACAAUUUCCAGGGCCUCAAAUGGGCCGCCCAGAACUAUUCCCAGGGCAGCACCGGCGGCGGCUACUCCCGCGCCGGCGCCUCUGUGCGCAAGACCACCGAGAAGGUGACUAAGCUGCUGUACAACCUCAACUCGGACUCCGAAGGAGAUGAAGGCAGCGACAUCGAGUUCUCAGACCUGGAGGAAGACGAGGACGAAGGUGACACAGGCGCAGAGGCGGAGGGCGAAGCUGGACCUGGGAACCAUGAGGGCAGUGCAGAUGAGGACAAUGCAGAGGUGGAGGAAGCACCGGCGGAGGGGGCGGAAGCAGUAGCCUCAGAUGAACCGCCCGAAGGUGAUUUCGACAGCCGGCAGCUCAACAGCCAGCCGGUGCGGCGGCGGCUGCUGCUUGAUGACUCAGACGAUGACGACGUGGCUGAUGUCAGCGCUGACAACACCGCAUUGCCGCGCGCGGGCGCACCAGCGGCCACGCAGGAGCCGACAGGCGAGCCGUCAAACGGUAAUGAUGUCAGCGCAGCGAGCGCUUCGGCAGGCGCCGGUGGAGCGGCAGGGACAGCGCCAGUUGCUGCACUGGCGGCGCAGAGUGCAGCAGGGGUGCAAGCUGCCUUGAAUCGUGCAAAGGGCGGUUCACCUAACAGCAGAACAGCUUCCGGCAGAGCAGGCGCCGUGGCUGCAGGUUCGGGUGGCCCCGGCUCUGUGAGUCGCCAGCGAGGCAUCCUGUCGUACUUCUCGCCCAAGAAGAAAGCCAGCUCGUGAUGUGGUUGUGGGUGUGAACGUAUUACUAUGACAGCUUUGUAUCAGGGGGAACGAGUGAAGUCGGGUGUGAUGGCUUGGAUUCCUGGGUCUGGUCGCCACGCCCAUGGACUAGGCUUCAAGAGCCUGGCUCUUGUUGCAAAAUUGCCGCAUGUGAAGAUAAGAAUUUACAGAGACUGGCAACUGAUACCGUGAAUAUGGUGCUGAAUGCUUAUCUGGACUAGUUGUGACUGUACAUGUACAUGUUUUUAUGAUGGUAUUUUAUGCAUAUAGCC
Coccomyxa subellipsoidea C-169 is the source of this 3062-nucleotide messenger RNA. RefSeq lists its product as hypothetical. The coding region runs from base 1 to 2790 and encodes 929 amino acids. The record is from RefSeq and is a predicted model, not a curated record. NCBI's taxonomy places the organism in Eukaryota, Viridiplantae, Chlorophyta, Trebouxiophyceae, Coccomyxaceae. The transcript is spliced from 12 exons.